Messenger RNA from Penicillium samsonianum, 1623 nucleotides. RefSeq lists its product as uncharacterized. The record is from RefSeq and is a predicted model, not a curated record. The coding region runs from base 1 to 1623 and encodes 540 amino acids. Gene Ontology annotation, molecular function: metal ion binding. The transcript has 3 exons. Lineage: Eukaryota; Fungi; Ascomycota; Eurotiomycetes; Eurotiales; Aspergillaceae.
AUGGCGACUCCUAGUCGCCCUCAAUUUUUCUGUACCCGCCCUGAUGGGACCUUGACCCCCCUUGUGGCUGUCGAUGAGCUACCCACUAAUGUCACCAUCCGUGGUGUCUCUCGCACCCUCAAUGCUGGAGAAACCCAGGGUAUGACCAGUUGUGGCCUGGCUCCCCAACGUCCUGAACCUUGGACUGUCGACGGGGUUACCCAGUCCUCUGAGCGUGAGGUUGGGAAGGAACCUUUGCCUGAUAUGCACAGCCUCUUGCUGCAAAUUAUCACCAACAAAAAUGUCCCUGAGCCCAUGCGGGCAUCUGCGCAAGCCAUUCUCUUCCAGGGAAUCGACUGCGCUAGCGGACCUGCUGGCCAAGGCACUCCUACUAGUGGACUGUCUCCAAUUGCACCAACCUUUUAUGCAAAGAAUCCCCAGACGGGCAAUAAGCAUGCUCCGAGUUCCAAGAAGGAGUACUGCUCAUACUGGAUUCGUCAUGGCGAGUGUGACUAUUCUCAGCAAGGUUGUCUGUAUAAGCAUGAAAUGCCCACUGAGAUGCACAUGAUUGAGAAACUUGGUCUCCGCGAUAUUCCCCGCUGGUACCGCGAAAAGUACAACGUUGCUAGUGUUUUGCACCCAAGCCAAAACCGUCCACAGCUUACCAUUGCGGAUCAGCCGCCCAUGCGGGCCCUGCCAUCCCCAGCUUCGCCCACCAACGAGAGCUGCGCCAGCAAAAUGUCCACUAUCCAUGCGAACCCAAAGCUGAAUAAGUCCCCUCCCCAGUUUAACAAGUCCCCUCCCCGCGGACCGGCCAACCGUGGAGGCCACAGUGGUUUUGGUAAUCACAAUCAGCAUCGAGGAGGUCGCAACGGGGCCCCGAAUGGACAUCAUGGCAACAACUGGAAAGGUACCCAGCGGGGUGGCCGUAACCGAAACAUGGGCUCUGUUCGUCAUGGCAUUAGCGGCGAGCGUGAUGGCGAGCGCAGCGGCGAGUGUUCCCCCGGCAUGGAAUCCGCCCCAGCCAGCUACGAUUAUGGAUCUCACGGAUUUGGCGGCAACCAAGUUUGCACUCCGACUACCCCGGCCGCUGUUCCGGCCUCGGUUCCAAUCACUGUCUCAGCUACUGGUCAUGUUGCUGCUCCCAUGGCUGCCCACCAAUUUCUUUUGGAUGACGGUAACUCCCACAACCGGAAUGCGUACUGGAAGCUCAAUGAGCUGACCGAGUGUAACCAAGAUGUGUUCGAAGAUGCCUCGAACAAGCCGGUUGAACUCCACCACCGUGUCCAGCCUCGCCACAUGUACCAACACAGCUCGAACCCUUCUUCUGAUGGCGGCGUCAUGCUCCCCAAGGAGCCCGCCGUGACCUACGAGUCGAACUUCGGUGCUUUCACUCGUGGUGAUAUUCCUUCUCGCAAGCAGUCAGACUCCAGUGGCUCUCAUGCUACCGUUCAGGUGAACUAUGGACCUUCCACUCCCCAGAUUGGAGAUCUUCAGAUUACCGACAACGUGCCCCUAAACUCGGCCGACACCCGUGUCACUUGGGGUGCCAUUGGAGGUCCCAUUCUCAAGCGCACUUCGCCUCCUGUCGAGAACAUUGCGCACAUGUUUGGACCUUACUCAAACAGCCACCACAGCAGCUAA